Molecule: messenger RNA, 4641 nt
Organism: Vigna unguiculata (cowpea)
Lineage: Eukaryota; Viridiplantae; Streptophyta; Magnoliopsida; Fabales; Fabaceae
Biological process (GO): DNA integration; proteolysis
Molecular function (GO): aspartic-type endopeptidase activity; nucleic acid binding; zinc ion binding
Source: RefSeq, a predicted model, not a curated record
AUGGGUUUGCAUGUGUGUUUGGGAGUGGAUCUGGGCGGUUUCCGCCGCUGCAUGCGGGUUGACAGUGGUGAACGCUGCUAUUUUCGCCCAAGCGAGCUUGUCUCGCCUAGGCGAGAGUAUCAGAGUACUCACCACCACGAGAGCUCGCCUAGGCGACCUGUCCACGUCUUGAGCGACGCCAUGUCUCGCUCAGGCGAGGAGGCCUCGCCUGAGCGAGAAAUCAUGGGAAUACUUCUGGAGGUAGGCCUGAUGGUCGUAGCGGUGCAGCCUAGUGGACCAGUUGUUAUGGUUAUUCGUAGAAGUUCUAAGGCCCUAGUGCCUUGUUCUUUCCUAAGUACUCCUAUGGAUGACUGUAAUAGUUGUUCCUCGUUCGUUUCAUGUUCAUCUGGAUGCUUCUCUGUUAUGGCACCCCCUCGUGUAGCUCCUCCUCAACCUUCUCAGGGUGAUGGGCAAGACCUGGCUAGGGCGAUCGAGGCUAUGGCUGCAGCCUUGACGCAACAGAGUAAUGCUAUGAUGCAACAGCAUGAGGCGGCGAUGCAGCGCCAGGAAGCCUCUCUAGAGCAGCAGCACUUCAUGAUGCAGCAGAUGGAAGCUGCUAGACAGGCUGCAGAGGAUGCUCAGAGGCAGCAUGUGGAUGCUCUCCGUCAGUUAGGGGAGAAUGCUGCUGGUGCACCGAUUCCCGACCAGGCGGACCAAUGGAUGAAAGACAUGGAGCGCAUCUUUGAUGCCAAGAGGUGCCCGGAUGAGAGCAGACUGGCUUUCACUGUCUACAUGCUCACUGGAGAAGCUGAGCAUUGGUGGGCCAGCAUGAAGCUGGUGAUGGAAGAGAAGCAUGAGGACAUCACCUGGAGAGCCUUCAAGAAGAGGUUCUUAUCUGAGUAUUUCCCUGAUAGCGUGAGGUACGCUAAGGAGGUAGAGUUCCUCCAGCUGACACAGGGGAACAAGUCAGUGGCUGAGUACGCCGAGCAGUUCAAGCAUCUGGGGCGUUUUUACACCAUGCCGCUCGAUGAGGAGUGGCGUUGCAGGAAGUUUGAGAACGGUCUCAGAGGAGACAUCCGCUUGAUGGUAGCUCCACUGUCCAUCAAGGACUUUGCGGCCUUAGUGGAAAAGGCCAGGGUCAUGGAACGUAUGAAGGUAGAGGUGGAAGCUCAGCAGCAACCACAGCAGAGGGUUAGCGGACCAUCUGGGUCCAGGCAGAGGGUUGAAGAGAAGAGGAAGCCAUAUGCAAGACCCCAUCCUCAGCAACAGGGAUCUGGAGGUUUCUCUUCCCCGCCCGGCAGGAUACAGUGUUAUCAUUGCGGAGGACCGCAUGCGAAGAAUUUCUGCCCACAGCUACCAGGUUUCCGCAGAUGCAAUCUUUGUGGCAGGGUAGGCCACUUCGGCAGGGAUUGUCCUUCUAGGAGAGGGGCAGUAGCACGACCCCCACCACACACCCCGAGUCAGAGUUCAGGCCAGACUCAGCAGAGAGGAGGAGGCAGCAGGCCUCAGGCUACAGGCCGAGUUUUUGCUAUGACUGGGUCAGAGGCGGCAGGUUCAGGUAACCUUGUUAUUGGUUGUUGUGUGAUAUCUGGCAAAUGUUCAGUUGAGGUAGAGGGGCGCGUAUACAAAGUCAAUCUGAUAUGCCUCCCUCUGCAAGGGUUAGAUGUGAUCUUGGGAAUGGAUUGGCUCUCUGCCAAUCACGUUCUCAUAGACUGUCGGGAGAAGAAGCUGUUGUUCUCAAACUCAGAGGAGCCUGAGUUGUUGUCUUCUAAUGAGGUCAUGAAGGAAAUUCAGAGCGGUGCACAGUGUUUUAUGGUCUUUGCCAGGAUGGAAGUUGAGAAAGAGGAAAGGAUAACAGUGAUACCAGUGGUCAGGGACUUUGAGGAUGUGUUCCCUGAAGAGGUACCAGGUCUACCCCUUAGGAGAGAGGUUGAGUUCUCCAUAGACUUGGUACCAGGAGCCGGUCCAGUGUCGAUAGCUCCUUACCGUAUGGCCCCAGCCGAGUUGGUGGAAUUAAAGAAGCAGAUAGAGGAACUGCUUGAGAAACAGUUAAUACGGCCGAGUGCUUCGCCGUGGGGAGCGCCUGUUUUGCUUGUGAAGAAGAAGGACGGUGGCUCCAGGUUGUGUGUGGACUAUAGGCAGCUGAACAAACUGACUAUUAAGAACAAGUACCCCUUGCCAAGAAUAGAUGAUUUGAUGGAUCAGCUUCAUGGGGCGUCAGUGUUCUCCAAGAUUGAUCUUCGGUCGGGUUAUCAUCAGAUUCUGGUGAAGGCAGAAGAUGUGGAGAAGACUGCUUUUAGAUCCAGAUAUGGGCACUAUGAGACGCAGGAGGAACAUGCCGAGCAUCUGAGGAUAGUGCUUAGCAUCUUGAGGGGGAAACAACUGUUUGCCAAGUUGUCAAAGUGUAGCUUCUGGAUGAGAGAGGUGCAGUUCUUGGGGCACGUUAUAUCAGCUCAGGGUAUAGCUGUGGAUCCAGCUAAAGUAGAGGCCGUGAUACAGUGGGAGUGUCCCAAGUCAGUGACUGAGAUUCGGAGUUUCGUGGGUCUAGCUGGCUACUACAGGAGGUUCAUAGAGGGGUUCUCCAAGAUAGUGGCACCCCUGACACAGCUAACCAGGAAAGAUCAACCGUUUGCAUGGACUGAUAGAUGUGAAGAGAGCUUCAGAGAGCUUAAGCAGAGGUUGACGAGUGCUCCAGUUCUGAUAAUUCCGGAUGUGAGUAAACCCUUUGAGGUGUAUUGUGAUGCCUCUCAUCAGGGUCUUGGGUGUGUAUUGAUGCAAGAGAGGAAGGUGGUGGCUUAUGCUUCAAGGCAAUUGAAGAUAUGGAGGCACUACUUGUAUGGUGCACAAUUCCGUGUGUUUAGUGACCACAAGAGCUUGAAGUACCUCUUCGAUCAGAAAGAGUUAAACAUGAGGCAGAGGCGAUGGAUAGAGUUUCUAAAGGACUACGACUUCGAGCUUCUCUAUCACCCAGGGAAGGCGAAUGUGGUAGCAGACGCACUGAGUAGGAAGACAGUGCAUGUGGCACACUUGAUGAUAAAAGAGAUGGAGUUGCUUGAGAGCUUCAGAGACAUGAAACUACAGUUUGAGUUGGAGCCGGAAUUCAUUAGAUGUAGCACCUUGGUCAUAUCUAGUGACUUUCUGGGCUUAAUCAGAGAAAGACAAGCAACGGAUGUUAGUCUACAGAAGGUGAAAGAACUACUGGGGACAGAUCAGGCCAAGGAGUUUGCCUGGGGCAGUGAUGGUGUGUUGAGGUUCAGAGGCAGAAAGGCGAAGGUGGAGCAUCAGAAACCCGGUGGAACGCUUCAACCCUUGGAUAUUCCGGUGUGGAAGUGGGAUAGCAUAGCCAUGGAUUUUGUCACCCACUUGCCUCGCACCGUGAGAGGACAUGAUGCUAUAUGGGUGGUGGUGGAUCGUUUGACGAAGAGUGCUCACUUUUUGGCCGUGAAUCUCAGGAUGUCUAUGACCAAGUUGGCUCAGCUCUACAUUCGUGAGAUAGUGAGACUUCAUGGAGUGCCUAGUAGCAUAGUGUCUGACAGAGACCCCCGGUUCACUUCCAGGUUCUGGCAGGCACUGCAGGAGGCUAUGGGUAGCAGUUACCAGGCGAGUAUAGGGAUGGCACCUUAUGAGGCUUUGUAUGGGAGGAGGUGCAGGACUCCUUUAUGUUGGUACCAGGAUGGUGAGUCAGUUUUGGUUGGACCAGAGUUGCUGCAACAGACCACAGAGAAGGUGCAGUUAGUGAGAGACAGGUUGCAAGCAUCCCAGAGUCGUCAGAAAGCAUAUGCGGACCGAAGAAGGAGACCUCUAGAGUUUGAGGCUGGGGAGCAUGUGUUCUUGAGGGUGACCCGAACCACUGGUGUGGGGAGGGCUAUCCGCUCAAGGAAGUUGUCACCUAAGUUUUUGGGUCCGUAUCAGAUCUUGAGGAGGAUAGGGCCCGUGGCUUAUGAGGUCGCAUUGCCACCCCAGUUGGCGAAUCUACACCCAGUGUUCCAUGUUUCACAACUACGGAAGUAUGUUUUCGAUCCAUCACAUGUGUUAGAGGCUGAAGACGUGGAAGUCAGGGAGAAUCUCCAGGUUGUGGUACAGCCAGUGGCUAUAGAGGAUCGUCAAGUUAAGGAGCGGAAGGGAAGAGCCACCAGUCUUGUGAAGGUCAUCUGGGACCGGAGGACAGGUGAUGCUACUUGGGAGCUAGAGGAGGACAUGAGGAGUUCAUACCCGCAUCUGUUCUGCUCUAUAAUUUGGUUCUUGGAGCUGUGGUAUUUCUGUUGCGGGUCAGUGUCGUGUUGUUCCCAUCAAACGAAGGUAAGGGAAGCUAGACUCUUCGGUCUUAAGUGUUUCUGGGUUGUUUGUGGUCGUUUUGAGUUCGUAUGCGUGCCUAGUAUGUUUUUAUCGAAUGAUAUGGGUUUGCAUGUGUAUUUGGGAGUGGAUCUGGGCGGUUUCCGCCGCUGCAUGCGGGUUGACAGUGGUGAACGCUGCUAUUUUCGCCCAAGCGAGCUUGUCUCGCCUAGGCGAGAGUAUCAGAGUACUCACCACCACGAGAGCUCGCCUAGGCGACCUGUCCACGUCUUGAGCGACGCCAUGUCUCGCUCAGGCGAGGAGGCCUCGCCUGAGCGAGAAAUCGUGAAAAACCCACGUUGCGCGUCUCGCCUGAGCGAGAAUUCGUGA